ACUGGUGCUUGUGCUCCCACCGAGUGAAUGAGACUGGUUUACAUGGGUGUGACCUCAAUGUGACAACGCAGGACUUUACGGUGACAGACGGCAUUGGACAGGUAGUGGACAUGUUAUUUUGAGGAAAACAGAGUAUCCACAUUGUCCACACAGACUGUGCAACUUGAUGAGGUAACUUGACAUAGGCAGGACAGUGGUGCGACCAUGGUGAUCUUAGGAAAGGGUGAUCAUGUUUGGCUGGAGCCAGAGACUCGUGGGGAGUUCACUGUGGCCAUCGGGGCAAAGGUGCAGUUCUCUGAGUCUGGCAAGAUCAAAGUCAUCGAUGAUGAUGGCCGGGAACACUGGAUUGAUGGCAAGAGAAAUAUACGUCACAUGCAUGCAACCUCCAUAGAGGGCAUAGAAGACAUGAUAGGCCUGGGGGAUCUCAAUGAGGCCGGCAUACUCAGGAACUUGUUUAUUCGGUAUAUGGACAACUGCAUAUAUACAUACACAGGGUCAAUCCUUGUGGCGGUGAAUCCAUACCAGAUCCUACCUAUCUACACCAGUGAACAGAUUCAGCUGUACCGAGACCGGAAGAUUGGGGAGCUGUCACCUCACAUCUUUGCCAUUGCUGACAACUCGUACCACAGCAUGAGACGCUAUCAACAUGACCAGUGUGUCAUCAUCAGUGGAGAGUCUGGUGCUGGGAAGACAGAGAGUACCAAGCUUAUCCUACAGUUCCUGGCAGCUGUCAGUGGACAACACUCCUGGAUAGAACAACAGAUUCUAGAGGCCAACCCCAUUAUGGAGGCAUUUGGUAAUGCCAAAACCAUACGAAAUGACAAUUCCAGUAGAUUUGGAAAAUAUAUAGACAUUCACUUCAAUGAGAAAGGCGUGAUUGAGGGAGCUCGGAUAGAGCAGUACUUGCUUGAAAAGUCUCGCAUUGUCAACCAAGCUCAUGAUGAGCGCAACUAUCACAUCUUCUACUGCAUGCUGGCCGGCAUGAGCAACGAGGACAAGGCCAAGCUGGAGCUUGGUGAUGCGACCAGCUACUACUACCUUGUACAGAGGGAUGACCAAGGUCGUGUAAAGGGCGGAUCCAUCUUCUGUGAGGGUCGAGAUGAUGUGAAGGAGUUUGCAUCCAUCCGUUCCGCCAUGAAGGUCCUGAUGUUCACAGAGCCUGAGAUGUGGUCCAUUCUAAAGAUUCUGGCGUCCCUACUUCAUGUAGGCAAUGUCCGCUAUAACGCUAUUGAGCUAGACAACAUUGAUGCCACAGAAAUCCAAGACAUUUCCUUCAUCAACAAAGCUGCUAGACUGUUGGAGGUGAGUGCCCAGGACUUGGUAGAUGCUCUCACCACCAAGACUAUCUUCACACAAGGAGAGUCUGUCACUUCCACAAUGAGCAUCCAGUCUUCACUCGAUGUCCGGGAUGCCUUUGUCAAGGGUGUAUAUGGACGUAUGUUUGUGUGGAUAGUGGACAAGAUUAAUGCUGCCAUUUUUAAGCCUAUGGAAAAGAAUUCCCAUUAUCGAAAGUCCAUCGGUGUUUUGGAUAUAUUUGGCUUUGAGAAUUUUGACACAAACAGCUUUGAACAACUGUGCAUCAACUUUGCCAAUGAGAACCUCCAACAGUUCUUUGUGCGACACAUCUUUAAACUGGAGCAGCAAGAAUACAACCUGGAAGGCAUCAACUGGCAACAUAUAGAGUUUGUGGACAACCAGGACGCACUGGACCUCAUCGCUAUCAAGCCCCUGAACAUCAUGGCCCUCGUUGACGAGGAAAGCAAGUUCCCCAGGGGGACUGACCAGACCUUGUUGGCCAAGCUUCACCAGAACCAUGCCACCAACAAGAACUACCUCAAACCCAAGGCUCAGAUCAACACAACCUUUGGUCUCAACCACUUUGCUGGCGUUGUCUUCUAUACAUCCACAGGGUUCCUAGAGAAGAACCGAGACACGUUCAGUGCCGACCUGAUGCAGCUGAUCCAGACAUCACGCAACAAGUACCUGUCCAUGCUGUUCUCCACUGAUACGUCUAUGGGAACAGACACACGCAAGCGAGCCCCGACACUGGCUGCCCAGUUCAAGAAGUCUCUUGAUGCCCUCAUGAAGACACUGAGCCACUGUCAACCAUUCUUUGUCAGAUGCAUCAAACCUAAUGAGUUUAAGAAGCCCAGCAUGUUUGACCGAGAGUUGUGCUGCAAGCAGCUGCGAUACUCUGGCAUGAUGGAGACAAUCAGAAUUCGGCGAGCUGGCUACCCCAUCCGGCACGUGUUCAGUGAGUUUGUGGAUCGUUACCGCCUGUUGGUGUCAGGUGUGGGACCGUCCCACAAGGAAGAGUGCAUGACAGCAUCCCAGAAGAUCUGCAAGCAGGUGUUGCAGGACAAGGACUACCAGCUGGGCAAGACUAAAGUUUUCCUCAAGGAUGCAGAAGAUGUGUUCCUGGAACAGCAAAGAGAGCUGACCCUCACAAAGAAGAUCCUCGUCCUGCAGAAGACGGUCAGGACCUGGCACUGUCGACGCCGCUUCUUGAGGAUGCGCAAGAAUGUAGUGACCAUCCAGUCGGCCUGGAGGACACACUAUCAGCGCAAAAGAUUCUUGCUGAUGAGACAAGGCUAUAUGCGACUACAAGCCAUGUGUCGAUCUCGGAUCCUCACAGCCAGAUACAAUGUUCUGAGAGGAAUCAUUGUCAACCUACAGCGGUUCUGUCGGGGCCACCUGGUGCGGCAGUGGUUGCAGCGGCGCAUGGUGGCAGUGGUGAGGAUACAGGCCGCACUCCGCACUCUCAUCGCCAGAAAGAGGUUCAGACGCAUGCAGAUCGAGUACCAGAAACGGAUGGAGGCUGAGCGGAUUCGACAGGAGGAGGAGGCCAAGUUGAGGAAGAAGAUGAACACAAAGAAGGCCAAGGAGGAGGCAGAGCGACAUCACAUGGAACGGCUGGCCCAGAUUGACCGUGAGGUGGUUGAGGAGGAAGCCAGGCAGAAGGAGGAGGCCCUGUACAAGAAACAACAGAUCAAGCAGGCCGAGCAGGCCAAGGACAUGCCAGUCAACGAAUCACAGCUGGUGGAAGAGUUGUUUGGCUUCAUGAACAGCAAGCCUGGAGAUGGCAUGGGAGAUGCACCUUCAGCCUUUGGGGACCUGCCGUACAGGAGGGACAACGACAACCUGGAGAUGGAAGUCGUCAAGAACUUCAGCCCAAUUGACUCGGAUGAUGAGGAUGUCUCUGCCUACAAGUUCCCCAAGUUUGCCACAAUGUACUUCCAGUCCAAUGCUAAUGGCAACUAUAUCCGUCGGCCACUCAGACAGCCUCUGCUGCCACUUCGCAAUGAUGGUGACCAGUUGGCUGCCCUGGCAGUAUGGAUUGUCAUCCUGCGCUUCAUGGGGGACCUGCCAGAACCCAAGUACCACACAGCCAUGGCCGAGUCAAGGGAUACGACCCCAGUGAUGUCAAAGAUCUACUCUACAUUAGGUCGUAAGUUCAAUAAGAAAGACCUUGAGGAGGCAAUGAAAAUGGGAGAAGAGUUGGUGAGUAUGGAGAAGGAGGCUCCAGGCUACCAGCGCCACACCAUCAAGAAGUCCACUCGGAAGAAGAUAGUGUCUCUGACACUAAAGAAGAAGUCCAAGAUCACAGAGGAGGUGACCCGGAAGCUGCAGGACUAUGACAGCACCGGAGGCGGCAACGCCUUGCUGGAGGACCGACCCAUGUCCAACCUGGAGAAGUUGCACUUCAUCAUCGGGCAUGGCAUCCUCAGACCAGAACUCAGAGAUGAGAUCUACAGUCAGAUCUGCAAGCAGCUGAAUCAGAACCCCUCCAAGGCCAGCCAUGCCCGUGGCUGGAUCCUGCUGUGUCUGUGUGUAGGCUGCUUCCCCCCUUCAGAAAAUAUGGUGAAGUAUCUGCGCAACUUCAUCCAAGAUGGCCCACCUGGCUAUGCACCCUACUGUGAAGAGCGCCUCCGUCGUACCUUCUCCAAUGGCCCCAGGAACCAGCCCCCCAGCUGGCUAGAGCUGCAGGCCACUAAAUCAAAGAAGCCGCUGAUGCUGCCCAUCACAUUCAUGGAUGGCAACACGAAGACUCUCCUCGCCGACUCCGCAACCACCGCCCGUGAGCUGUGCCAGCAGCUCUCCGAGAAGAUCGAGCUGCGGGAUCAGUUUGGCUUCUCUCUCUACAUUGCAUUGUUUGACAAGGUGUCUUCCCUGGGCAGUGGUGGUGACCAUGUGAUGGACGCCAUCUCCCAGUGUGAGCAGUAUGCCAAGGAGCAGGGGGCGCAGGAGCGGAAUGCGCCAUGGAGAUUGUUCUUCCGGAAAGAGAUUUUUGCCCCAUGGCAUGAUCCCAGUGAGGACCUUGUGGCUACCAACCUCAUCUACCAGCAGGUUGUCCGGGGCAUCAAGUUUGGAGAGUACCGAUGUGACAAGGAUGAGGACCUGGCAAUGAUUGCUGCUCAGCAGUACUUCGUGGAGCAUGGCACCAACCUGAUCCAGGAGCGCCUCCAGGCCCUGCUGCCAUCCUUCGUCCCGGACUCCUACCUACAGAAGCCCAAUGCCAUGCAGGGAUGGAUGGCAUCUGUUGUCAGUAAACUCCGAAGUCCGUACUUCACAAACGAAAGGAUUAGAGCACCAAAAGUCAAAGAGGACAUUGUCAGCUAUGCAAAAUAUAAAUGGCCAUUACUUUUCUCUAGAUUCUAUGAGGCAUAUAAGUUUGCUGGCCCGAGUUUACCUAAGAAUGAUGUGAUAAUCGCUGUCAACUGGACAGGAGUGUACGUAGUGGAUGACCAGGAACAAGUCCUGCUGGAGUUGUCUUUCCCUGAAAUUACUGCAGUCUCUAGUAGCCGAACGGGCAAGAUGCAUGGUCAGAGCUUCACGCUGGCAACAGUGAAGGGUGACGAGUACACCUUCACCUCCCCCAAUGCCGAGGACAUCAAGGACCUGGUGGUCACCUUCCUGGAGGGACUGAAGAAGAGGUCCAAAUAUGUCAUCGCCAUCCAGGACUACACCUCACCAGGUGAGGGUUCCACCUUCCUGACAUUCAGCAAGGGAGACCUGAUAGUGCUGGACCAGCAGAGUGGGGAGACGGUGAUGAACUCCGGCUGGUGCUACGGGGAGAACGUCAAGACCAACAAGAAGGGAGACUUCCCAGCCGAGUGCGUGUAUGUCCUGCCUACCAUCACCCGGCCACCGACAGAAAUACUGAACUUGUUUGUUCAGUCUGGGGAGCAGACUGAGAAGCUGUUGGCCCCUAUGCAAGAUGAAACUGAGAUAAUCGAGCCAGGAGAAAAGCCCCACACACUGGAGCAGUACUCCCUGGACCAUUUCAGAAUGCCCCCCAAGCGCACCCUGAGCAAGUCCAUCAAGUCUGCGGGUCGUAAGCGCAUGGAUGACCUGUGGCGGUACUCCAAGGACCCCAUCAAGCAGCCACUGCUGAAGAAGCUGCAGGGCAAGGAGGAUCAGAGUGCAGAGGCCUGCAUGAGCUUCCUUGCUAUACUGAAGUACAUGGGUGACCAUCCAUCCAAGAGAAGUAGGAACUCCAAUGAAAUCACUGAUGCCAUAUUCGAACCUCCACUCAGAAAUGAAAUCCUGCGAGACGAGGUGUACUGCCAGAUCAUGAAGCAGCUGACGGACAACCGAGUCAGAGCCAGUGAGGAGCGUGGUUAUGAGCUGAUGUGGCUUGCUACAGGCUGCUUUGCCCCAAGCACCAACCUCCUGAAGGAGCUGAUGCAGUUUCUCAGGACACGGAAGAAUGCUAUUGCCCCAGACUGCAUGAACAGACUCAAGAAGACACUAAGGAAUGGUACGAGGAAAUACCCUCCCCAUCAAGUUGAGGUGGAGGCCAUCCAGCACAAGACAACACAGAUCCUGCACAAAGUCUACUUCCCAGAUGACACAGACGAGGCAUUUGAGGUUGAGUCGAGUACUAGAGCAAAGGAUUUCUGUCAGAACAUUGCCAACAAGCUGGCACUGCGGUCUGCAGAAGGCUUCAGCUUGUUUGUCAAGAUAGCUGACAAAGUUAUUAGUGUCCCAGAGGGAGAUUUCUUCUUCGACUUUGUGCGGCACCUGACUGACUGGAUCAGGAAAGCCCGGCCGUCCAGAGAUGGUGCUGUCCCACAGUUCACGUACCAGGUGUUCUUCAUGAAGAAGCUGUGGACCAACACUGUGCCCGGCAAAGACAUCAACGCUGACUUGAUCUUCCACUAUCACCAGGAGUUGCCGAAGCUCCUGCGAGGCUAUCACCGGUGCAGCAAGGAGGAGGCAGCAAUCCUGGGUGCCCUCAUAUACAGGGUCAAGUACGGGGAGAGCAAGAAGGAACUACAGUCUUUGGUGAGAACAUUGCGUGAAUUCCUGCCACAAGAUAUGGUUAAAGCUCAGUCACCUGAAGACUGGAAGAGGGCGAUGGUGGCGGCAUACAACCGAGAUGCUGGCAAAAGCCAGGAAGAUGCCAAGGUGGAGUUCCUCAAGAUCAUCUUCAAGUGGCCAACAUUUGGAUCAGCAUUCUUUGAAGUCAAGCAAACAACAGAGCCUAACUACCCUGAGAUCCUCCUCAUCGCCAUCAACAAGAGCGGUGUGAACCUCAUCCAUCCCCAGAACAAGGAGAUCCUUGCCACACAUCCUUUCACCAAGAUCUCCAACUGGAGCAGUGGCAACACCUACUUCCACAUGACAAUCGGCAACCUAGUGCGGGGCAGCAAGCUGUUGUGCGAGACAUCGCUGGGGUACAAGAUGGAUGACCUGCUCACCUCCUACAUCAGUUUGAUGCUGACCACCAUGAACAGACCCAAGCGGCAGUAGUGACCACAUCACACCGACAGCCACCACCACCCCAACACACCACCACAUGACAUGAGCCAGUCAGCACACCCACUACCGUCUGGAUACAGGGACGCGGUAGCUGCACUUGCAGCCUCCGCAGUCCCGAGGAUGUGCUGGGCUGGAGAGUCAAUCAUUCCGAUGUAUAUGAGCACAUUGUGAUGAGAACUUUGCUCACAGAUCAUGCUCCAUAUGUGUUUACAUGCAGGGUCCAGAGACUCCUUUGUGUAUGCAGUCCUACAUGUGUUCUACUCCAGAGAGUGCAGUUGUUCCCACCCCGCUCUGCCUGCCUGCACUUAUGCAGACUUUGGCAGGGGAGAGAGAGAAGUGUUAAGGACAAAUGUCUACCAUUCCUGUUGUAUUUUUAUUGUUAUAUUUUUGAUUUACACUAUUUAUGUAUACAAUUAUUAUUAAACACCAUUUAUGUUUAUAUACAUAUAUAUAUGUGACAUUCCGAAUUUGUUCAAUUAUUUGCUUUUACCUUUCGGUAUAAGUGAAUGAUAAGCUCAGCCCGUACCGCCCUGUAUGUUGCUGCUGGCCGUCUUUGUGGAUCCUGUCAAAGACUCAGUGUCUGUCAGCUUGCAGACUGCUGGACCAGGCCUGUGGACCAGCUGUGUCUUGUUCCUCUUGUACACAAAACAGUGUGUGGGACCCUGUAUCAUCCUAUUGACACUUGUGGGGAGAAAGUCAGCACACAGUAGUUACAAACAGGAUACCAUGGUCACAAUAUUCACUAUGAUGAACAUUGUUGUCAGAUGUGUUGGACAUAGUCUGUAUGAUUUGCUUCAAAAGCAUAUGAAAAUUGCCAACUGUAACGGGACGAUGCUGUUGAGACAAAUAGGAUGGAUUAGCUUAGGGGCUACCUUUGCUGAAAGUAGGUACUAGCUAUAUAGGGCAUGAUGAGUUGAGCGGGUGAUGGUAGAGGGGACACACCUUGUGUAGAAGCAGCAGCUUAUAGCAUUCCGUCUCACUGGCACAUAAUACACACUGUAUUUACUCCGCAACAGUACUGGUCUCAUAAGUAGUGGUCCCGAAAUGAACCUCCGGGUUGUGUAUAAAGUAUAGACUGUAUUGCACAAGGUAGUGGCAGAUAGAUUUAGAUAAGGUACUUGACUGUGGAUACUUGGCCUGUUCCCAAUCUAGCGUAUAGUCCUUCAUUGUAUUAUCCCUGGCAGGGACACCCACCCAACUUUGACAACCAAUACUUGGGUCUCCCUGACAGGUCACCUUGACAUUACACCACCUUCCUCUGUCAAGUGCCCUGACAGACUGUAUGUCAUGGCAUAGCUAGUGCUGGAUCAUCGUACCUUCAGUAGAUAUACAGUAUACAGAUGAUUUAAUAUAUCUAUAUAAGUAUGUAUGCAGUAGAUCUUAGUUUUCAAAUUUGAAAAAUGAACUAACACCAAUGUAAUAACAUAUACAUUCAAAAUGUAUUUUUGUAUAAUUCAAUAUUGACCAUAUGAGUGACUCUUAUCCCCUUGUAACUUAUAAACAUGUUUGUGUAUAUUAUGGUACUGUCAUGUGCACUAUAUCAUGCAGAUUCGUUUUUACUCAUAUUCACAUGUUUACUUUUGUAAUAUUAAUUUUUCACAUGGCUGUCCUUUUUGCAGUACAAUUUUUGCAAUAUGCCUAAAAUAUAUUUUCGUAUGCAUAUGACAAUAAAGUAUUCAGAUGACA
Messenger RNA from Haliotis rufescens (red abalone), 8451 nucleotides. Its product is annotated as myosin-VIIa-like. The coding region runs from base 205 to 6756 and encodes 2183 amino acids. Lineage: Eukaryota; Metazoa; Mollusca; Gastropoda; Lepetellida; Haliotidae. Gene Ontology annotation, cellular component: cytoskeleton; myosin complex. The transcript is spliced from 48 exons. Gene Ontology annotation, molecular function: ATP binding; cytoskeletal motor activity; protein binding. The record is from RefSeq and is a predicted model, not a curated record.